AUGGACGGGCCUAGCAAAAGAGCCAGCUCCUUCUCCUCGCUGCUGGAGCAAUCCCGCCAGUUGGCGCGGCAGACGGGCGAGUACCUCAUUCAGAGGAAUGUAGAUCAGAUCGACGACACAACGCGCUCCCUGCACACGACCCUGUCCCAUUCAACGAAAGAUGUCGCCAAGAACAAGGGUCGCUACCUCUUGGCGACCAAGGGCUUCGAUGCAGACAAGCUAUCCAGAAAUCUGAACGCUGUCAAUCUCAAAUUAACCUACGAGCCCCUUGAGCUCGCGCUCGCCGAUACCGAUCUCGAAGGCUCGCUCAAGUAUGCUCGUCUUCCCCUCUUUUGGACCCUGACGCUUGAUCACUUCAAAAGGAACUCAGCCAAGAAGCUGGACAGCGACUGGGAGGGAGCCAAGUCGGAGCUACUCGAGGCGCUGGGCUUCUCCUCGGCCCUGCUCCCACGCGGGACCUCUGCACCCUCUACGCCCAUGAAGCCCGGUAUGGACUUCACCGCCGCGGCUCUCGCCUCGCCCGCGACUCCACUCGGCCGGGCCGGCGCUGCGCGAUCGGCACAGGAGGCCGUCGGCAAGAUGACCGCCUAUGGCAAGGUCGUGGACGAGCUCAACCAACAGAGGCGAGAGAAGCGCUCCUUCUCCACCAUGCAGGCCUUCCAGCAGGCUGCCCGGACCGUCGAUGACACCGAGCUGCGGCGGAAGGAGGUGGCGGACUGCUGGGACCUGCUGAGCAGGAUUGUGGGUGAGCCCGAGCAGGCCACGAGCGCCGCCGUGGCCCUACCCGAGGCCGUCUACGAGCGGACCUACCGCGAGGCGCCCGAGGCCCUCUCGCGCAAGUUUCUCUCCGGCGCCAAACAGUACCAACGAGUGAUGCAGCUGGUGGUAGAUCGGAAUGCCAAGCGGGCCGAGCUGGGCGGCGAGCCCGGUAUGCACAGCCUCGCGCGGGCCUACGCGCGGGCCGUGGCCCUCUCCCGCCCCGGCGCACACAGCCAGCUCGAGGAGGCCGGCAGCGCGUGGGCCGAGAUCUACUACGCCCUCCGCGCCGGAGACGUCGGCUCUGCCUGCCAGCUCGCACUCUCGGCCAACCCGCCUCUUCAGGAAUUCGCCGGCCUGCUCCAGGCCUUUUCACAAAACGGACACCUGUCGGAGCUGCAACAGGCCGAUUGCAGGCGCACGCUGAAUGCCACGCGCGAUCCCUUCAAGCAAAUAAUCUACAUGCUGCUCACGCGCCACACGCCGAGCUCUCUGCCCGCUCCCAUCUCCACCACACAGGACUGGAUUUGGUUCCACCUCUCGCUCAUCGUCCAGGAGGAGAACGGCGAAGCGUUCGCCGCGUCCCUCCGCAGGCUGCAGCAGCAGGUGUGCAAGUUCGGACCGGACCACUUCAACGCCAAGAAGCACCCGCUCCUCUACUUCCAGGUGGUGCUCAUCACGCUCCAGUUCGAGAAGGCCAUCGAGUUCCUGUGGGGCAAGGGUGACUACGCCGUGGAGGCGGUGCACUUUGCCACGGGCCUCUACUACUACGGCGUGCUGCGCGUGCCUGACGCCGACGCGCCUCGCUCGCCCAACUCCAUCUACAGUGAGACCUCCGGUAGAUCUGCUGUCGAUCUUCCGCGCAUGCUGUGGCACUACGCCCUGGCAGUCGUCGAGCAGAGACGAGAUCUCGCGCUGGCGCUCAACUACAUUCAUCUCGUGAGGGACGUGGCGCUGGAGGACCUGAUGCUGAAGGACUUUGUGCUCAACACGCGAGAGGUGGACGCCCUCCUCGGAACCGAGGGCCGGGAGGGGCUGGUGCUGCGCGUGUUGGGCGAUGCCGCACGCGUGCGAAGGCUCCGCGAGGUGGUCGCCGCCGCCUGCGAGGAGCGCGCCGAGCUGCCGGCCGCCGUCAAGCUCUACCACGAGGCGGGCGACUACGAGAAGGUGCUGUCGCUGCUCAACGCCGCGCUGGGUCCGCUGGUAUCGGCGGCCGGACCGGACAGGCAGGCCCUCAUCGCGCUCGCGCUCGACGUCAACACGCGCUAUUCGACCAUCCGCGAGGCGCCCACCAGGUCGCUCGAGACCCUGCGCACCCUCAUCCAGACCGCCCACUUCUUCGACCUCAGCAACGCCAACCGACUGCCCGAAGCGCUGCAGCGGUUGGAGGUGAUUGGCAUUCUGCCGUUCGACCAGGCGACGGUGCCGGAGAAGGUGGAGCUGUUCGCGAAGCUCGACGAGACGGUGAAGCGAUGCGUGGGCGACCUCAUCCUGGCCGCCAUGUCGGUGCUCUACAAGCUCUACGGCGCCAUCGCGCCCGGCACCGGGAGCCAGUCGGCCUCGUUCCUCUUCCCGUCCGACCCGGCGCGGCUUCACGAGAUGGAGGCCAUCAAGAGCCGCGCACGCGCCCUGGCCGCCUUCACCGGCCGCAUCCAGUACCGACUGCCGUCCGACGUCACCUCCCGCCUUCUCCGCUUCGAGGUCCUCAUGAGCUAG
This is a messenger RNA of Acanthamoeba castellanii str. Neff, 2472 nucleotides long. RefSeq names its product nucleoporin interacting component protein. Lineage: Eukaryota; Discosea; Longamoebia; Acanthamoebidae. Gene Ontology annotation, cellular component: nuclear pore. Gene Ontology annotation, biological process: poly(A)+ mRNA export from nucleus; protein import into nucleus. The record is from RefSeq and is a predicted model, not a curated record. Gene Ontology annotation, molecular function: structural constituent of nuclear pore. The coding region runs from base 1 to 2472 and encodes 823 amino acids. The transcript has 10 exons.